Uranotaenia lowii is the source of this 1110-nucleotide messenger RNA. RefSeq names its product PIH1 domain-containing protein 1-like. Gene Ontology annotation, biological process: rRNA processing; box C/D snoRNP assembly. The transcript is spliced from 4 exons. NCBI's taxonomy places the organism in Eukaryota, Metazoa, Arthropoda, Insecta, Diptera, Culicidae. Bases 1 to 987 code for a protein of 328 amino acids. The record is from RefSeq and is a predicted model, not a curated record. Gene Ontology annotation, cellular component: ribonucleoprotein complex; R2TP complex; cytoplasm.
AUGGACUUUUUACAAAACCAUACCAUCCCAGCUGGUCACGUGAUUUAUAAACUGACCUUUUUUCUGGAUUGCAUAUUCUGCUCUCUUGCAGGUUUCUGCGUCAAAGCAUUCGUGAAGGAGACCCGAGAAAAGUUCUUCAUUAAUUUAUGCCAAACUGAAGCGAUUCCUGCACCGGAGGACGUCACCGAUGACCAGCUGAUGGAGCUGUUAAACGAUGGCUCCGCCGGUUCUUUCAAAAUCCCCAUGAGCAUUACGCAGCCUAGAACUGGUCAAGACCAUUCGGGAAAACCGUGUCAAUUGUGCGAUAUUGCUGUUAACAGCAAUUUUUUCAAAAAGAUCGAGAAAGGAGGUUUGAUUAGGGAUUUCUUGAUUACGAUUAUUUUUGAAGGAAUUGAUGCUAAAUUUAAUUUGACCUUGGAUGAAACUGACUGGCGAUUGUUGAAGAAUAAGACCUUCAUGGACAAACUCAUAACUCAUAACAUUCAAAACCGUGAUGUCAAAUCGGUGUACGAGAGCUACAAGAACCCCAGUGCAGAAGAUUUGCAGAAAAUCCAAGAGCUCGAAUCGCCAUCGCCACUGGCUUCAUUGAACCCGGAAAGACCACGUAAAAAAUUAAUCGAGGAAAUUGAUCCUGUGACGGUCAAAACUAUGAAGGACGUAAAAAACAAACAGGAAUAUGUUCCCAAUCCUACUAAAUUGGCAAUUUCACAGGCAGCUUCCAAAAAACCGGACUACCGAUUACUACGCGAACCAGCACGUGGAAAAGCAAAAGUUUUGAUUGGUGAAUUCUAUCUGCCGGAGGUGACCACUAUUAAUGAAAUUACUCUGGACAUUGGUGAAGACCGUAUUCUACUGGAAGCCCGAAAAAAAGGUUACCUGUUAGAUGCAUUCGUUGACUUACCUAUCAAUAAUGAAAAGAUAAAGGCAGAAUUCAAUACCGUAACCAAGAUUUUAAACGUUAUCAUGCCUGUUGUUGCUUGCUCUUAGGAAAAAUAUCUUAUAUAUUCCAAAAAAAAAACUCGUAAAAAAUUACGCAACGGUGGCAGAAAAAAAAACAAAAUCAAAAAUAAAUUAAUGAAAAACUAAGGCGAACACCAAUUCAGCAGAUUA